GCGAGCCCAGCGUCGCUGACGCCGCUGCUGCUGCUACUGCUCGGCACCCUCACCUUCGCCACCCUCCUGCAGCCGACCGUAGCACGAAGCUACGAAAAAGACACCUACCGGAAAGGCAAAUCGGCACAGAUCUCCGCUCCGCAGCCCACCAUCACCACCCAGCUGGUGGAUCUGUGCUCCGAGGACAUCAACAUGAAGCUGGCCUGCCACUGUUCGCCGGAGAAUCACCCGAAAGCGCAAAAAGCAUCCUGUUCCAUCUUCGAUGGAGAGCUGCCGCGCAAGGACGCCAACUGGUUGGCCUUCCACACGCAAACCAGCCUAGAACAUUUGAAGUUCACCAUCCGAAAGUCCGGCAAUCUCACCUACAUCCCUUCGGAUGUAAUUUUCACGCUGAAAAAACUGCGCACUCUAACGAUCGAGUACGGUAUCAUCGCCGAUAUCUAUCCGUACGCAUUCGGCAAUCUAAGUGAACUACGAGUUGCCAACUUGCCGAACAAUCAAAUCAAAACGCUGCAUCCGAACGCUUUCGCCAACCACCCGGCGUUGGAGGAAAUCGUGCUGGAAAACAACGACAUCCGCAAGAUCGACCGGGAGGCGUUCGUCAACUUGCCGCUGUUGAUCAAACUGAAUCUCGCCAAUAACAGUAUUUCCGAAUUGCACGACAACGGCUUCAUUGAGCUGUCAAAGCUGGAGGAAUUGCGUCUGGAGCUGAACAUGAUCUCCGUACUGGCCAAGGAGUACUUCCGGGGGCUGGAAAAUCUAAAGAUUCUGAAGUUGUCGUACAACGACGUCAACUACGUAGGUGCCACCGUGUUUGCCGAUCUAUGGAGCUUGCAGAUGUUGUUCCUCGACGGGAAUAAGAUUGAGAAACUGGACGAACGAGCCUUCGAUGGUUUGAACAAUUUGCGCUACCUUCAUCUGGAGAAUAAUCGACUGAUCACGCUGGAAAGUGGAACCUUUACCAGUGUGUCAUCCUUGCUGGUACUGAAUCUGGACGGAAACUCUCUGGAAACGCUCAGCUACAACCACAUCGUUCCGCUGAUGGACAAUCUGGUCAACAGCAGUGCACUGCUGUCGAUUCGCGACAAUCGAUUCAUCUGCGACUGCCGCCUGGCCUGGAUCUACGACCUGAGCAACCGGACGCGCAACGAAAAUCUGAAGGAGAACCUGCACGCCAUCGAGUGUACCCUCGGCAAGCAGAACUACUACAACAGUGUAUCGCAGCAAACACAAGCGAACCUGGACAACUCGUUCCCGGAGAACGAGUUCGACGAGGAAGGCGACUACAUCGAGGAUGCCGCUCUGGACAACGAAUCGACGGUGCAGGAUACGAAGCCGGAGAUCGUCAGUCUGUUCAAGCUUGGCAAAGAGCAGUUGCCCUGCCCGGAAGAACUGGUCGGCCCCACCGAUGGGCCGAAUCCGCGCGAAUCGAAAGGAUUGCUUGAUUUGCCCUGGGGACACUCCGGUGUUAGCGCCAUCCGGCAAUCGGCCGUCGGUCACAGUCGAAUGAUGCUCGUUUCUGUCGUAGCAUUGUUCGCCUCCUCCGUAGGUUUAGUGCUGAUCUCUAGUGUUAGAUGGUAA
This is a messenger RNA of Sabethes cyaneus, 1581 nucleotides long. Its product is annotated as connectin-like. The annotation marks the transcript as partial. The record is from RefSeq and is a predicted model, not a curated record. Gene Ontology annotation, molecular function: protein binding. The transcript is spliced from 3 exons. Lineage: Eukaryota; Metazoa; Arthropoda; Insecta; Diptera; Culicidae.